This is a messenger RNA of Cygnus olor (mute swan), 7586 nucleotides long. RefSeq names its product tetratricopeptide repeat domain 6 (gene TTC6). Gene Ontology annotation, molecular function: protein binding. NCBI's taxonomy places the organism in Eukaryota, Metazoa, Chordata, Aves, Anseriformes, Anatidae. Bases 408 to 5879 code for a protein of 1823 amino acids. The transcript has 32 exons. The record is from RefSeq and is a predicted model, not a curated record.
CGCCGGCGUGUUCUGUUGGGAGGCCCUUUUGUGAGGGGGAGGGAGGCCCUCUGCCUCCCCCAGGCUGUGUGCAGCAGGAGAGAAUUGCUAGAAAACACAAGCACUUUGGACCGUUAUCUGGAGGAGCUGAAUAUGAUUAAGGAAUGUGAGACUAUAUGCAGGGAAUCUCAGCAGGACAGUCUGAAGAUCAAACAAGCAAUAGUUACUGCUCCUAGAAGCAUGAGCAUUUAGCUCUUAUUGGAAGAUUUAACACAUUAGGUCAAUCGCGUUGUUUAAGAACAUUAUCCUCUUCAGAGGUCAAAGAGUCCACAUAAGCCUGUCAUGCAUAUAAAUAAAAAUAUUACUAAUUAAUUCAUUGGGUGUUCUGAAGUUCACAGGAAGUAAGGAUAUCUUUUGAAGUAAGAGAAAUGAAAAAACAAACUCCUCAUCUCAGGGUAAUGACUCACAGAAAUAUAUCUGUGGAAGAAGGCAGUGAUGACAUAAAUCCAAGUUCCUCUGAAAGAGUUAGCAGAGAAAAUGCCACAUGUAGUCAUGAAAGUAGUGUUGUAAAACUGCCUGUAAUAGCAUCAUUUGCAGGUACCACUAAAAAAAUUGUCAUGGUUAAGCACCCAGCACCACUUCAGAAGCCAAGUUACUGCAGGUCUAAUUUUCACACCAGUAAUUCCCCUGUGUCAUUGGGAAAGGCAAAAGCUGUUAGUAAAGUAAAGGAUAGAGUGCAUAUACUAAAGACGAAUCCCCCAAAUUUAGAAAGGGAUAGAACUGAAGAAAUAGGCACUGUGUUUAAAGAUAGUGGUGACUUUAGCUCUACAGAUUUGGAUACAAAUAAAAACAUUUCCAGGAAGGAAAAAACAUCCAGGGAAAGCUGUAAGAAGGGGAGCAAAGUGAUUUCAAAAGCAAAGCAGCAAGAUUUAAAUGUUGAAUCAGGAAGAGUGCUGAGAAAAGGAAGCAAGCAGCCAAGUGUGAGGUCUGCUCAAGAACAGUUGGAAGAGGCACGAGAUGUGACUAGACCAGACACUUCAAAAAUAUACGAGAACUUCCAGCAGAGCAAACCUGAAGAGCCUACUUCCACACCAGCAUUGCCUGUGAAAGUGGUUGCAAAGUCUGUUGAUGAAAUAACUGCUUCCCUGCAGUCUACUUCUCCAUCUCCCUCAGACCAGACGAUCAAAGAACUCCUGGAGAGUGUUCUUGGCCAGAAAUACAACAUAAAAAUGGAACAGGUACUGGUCGAACAUAAGGAAAUAACAUCUGAAUCUCAAGAUAGCAAAGAAGUCCUGCCAAGUUUUCACCAAGCAAGCCUGACACCAGUUGUUCAAAAAGAACCUCAAGCAGCGGAAAAUGAGUCUCAGCCUACAGAAGAGAUAUUAACAUGUAAUAAUCAGGUGAAACAGGCUCCAUCUGCAGAUGUGCUACAAGUGGAAGGAAAAGCAAUAUCAAAAAUUAAACCAGAUGAAAUUCAGAAAGAGCUACAAGAGGAAAACAACUUGCAACAGUCUUUGUCUUUCCUGUCCACUCAUGCUUCAAAUGUCAAAGGUCAACAUUAUCCAAGCAUUCAUCAUCUAUGUACUGCUUUUCCUAGUUUUACGCUGCCUCCAUAUUUACAAUUGGCUUCUAGAAUUUAUCAUACUUUUGACAGAAAAGGUCACAAUAUCUUGCUUACAGCAGAGGACAUGGGCAAUAAGCAAGAAGAACCAAUCUGCUCUAAAUAUAUUUAUUUGAAAGAGCAAGCUGAAAGGAAGAGACUUUGUUAUGAAGGAGUUCCUGUUUCAGAACAGUUCCAGAAUAAUCAGACGGAUGGGAUUCACUCUCUUCCUCAUACAUCAAAAACUCCAGCUGACUGGCAAAAAAUAGCUGAAUAUAAUCUUAAAAAAACACAACUGCAACUGGUAGGAGAGAAAGUUUCCAUUUAUCCAGAAGCUUUAAAAAUGUUUUGGGCUCCUGUUCCACCAAAAUUCUUUGCUCCAAUUUCUUCUAUGAAGGAAAUUUUAUUUCCUAAAUAUGAGAGCAAUGUUAUUGAAGAUGUUGUAUUUGAAGACUUUUUAAUUGAUUAUGAAGAGUUAGAAGCUGAGCAAGAUGAUCAUGAUUUCUAUGAUUAUGUACAGACAAAAGCUCUGAGAAGAUGCCAGUCCUUGCCAAAUUUUUCUGACAGUGACAACUCAGAGAUAAGUUUAAUUAAGAGAUCAGUCUCAGCUGUGGAGGUGGCUGCUUUCGAAUGUGAAACUAAGUUAAAGAUGUCAUCUAAUUUCAAAACCAGCAUGAAAGAGUUGGAGGUUAUGAAGCAACGGAUAGCUGAGCCAAAGGUUGAGAGAGAGAUUGGGAAAAGCUCCCCUACCAAGCAUCUAUUGAAUCAAGCCUGUGAUGAUCCUCAGUCAAUGCAGACAGACACACCAGCGGAAAAAAUGCCUACUUCAACUGGACAAGAGGAUAGUGAGAAUAUUUUACUUGUGCAGAGAGCUGAAAAAGCUGGAAUUAAAUACACUAUUUUCCCAAGAAGAAAGAAAACAAAGAAAUCAAAGAAAACAAUAAAUCCUAGAAAACUAGAAGCUGUGAUUAAGAUAUUAAUUCAACCUCCAAGGAUUCUUAAAAGGUCCGUGUCUCUGGGAAGACUUCCUACUCAUGAUAAAUUCAUUAUCAAGUUGUCUCCAGCAAUCAAAGAAUAUCAGAGCCCCAGCAUUCCUUGUUUGUUAGAUUUUGAAAAGUUUGCGAAAGUGAGGGGUGGAAUUCCAAAAGAAACUUCUGCUCGCACAUGGGUCAGUGCAAUCUGGAACAGCUGGUUUGAUGAAACUUUCCCUCCUAGUGAGAAUGCUUCUGAGGGUAUUGAGCUACUAAAAGGAACUAAUGCAGUGGACUCUCAAGAAGCAAAUCUACCAAUAGAAUUAGUUGACUCAAUACAGCCUGUUCUGCUUGAAGGUGAAACAGUUAGUAUUGAUGAUUUAGAAGAAGAAGUAAGAAGACUGACUGAGAUAAUAGAAAAGGAUGAGCAUCCUUCAGCUUUUCACUAUUGCAGGCGUGGAGCAAUACAAAAAAAGUUAGGGAAGUUAAAGUCAGCAAUGGAAGACUUGGAAAAAGCUAUAAGCUUAGAACCGCUACUACUUGAUGCUUACUGGCAUAGACAUUUGAUUUACCUCUUUCAAGAUAAAAUUUAUGCUGCUUUGGAUGACCUAAAUUUCAUAACUGAGUUGAACAAAAAUAAAGCAGAUACAUACCUGUCAAAGGCUGAAAUUUACAGAAAACAGGGUGAUAAUACAUUGGCAAUCAUCAAUUAUGGUUCUGCAAUACAAUACUGCCCAACAGAUGAUGACAUUUAUUUCAGGAGAGCUGAGAUGUAUUUUGAAGAAAAUCAAUUAUUAUUGGCCAUGGAUGAUUAUGCCAAAUGUUUUCAGUAUAACCCAAAAAGAACAGAUGCAUUUAUGAAACAUGGAAUAUAUUUCUUUGACUGUUCAGUUUUGACUGCAGCUAUUCAGGAUUUUACAGCUGUGAUCAGGGAAGACCCUAGCAAUGCUCAGGCAAGGUAUACGGCAAUUCGUCUAGACCCAUCUUGUUGGCAAGCAUUCUACUAUAGAGGUUGCAUUCUACAACAGGUUGAUCCAAAAGGAGCUCUGCAGGACUUCAGUGUUUCUGUACUCAUCAAUGACACUCAGGAAAAUUUCUGUUCUUUUCUUCAUCGUGGGAUCAUUUACUCAAAGCAGUGUCAAUGGUCACUUGCAAUCUGUGACUUUGAAAGCGUUAUAGCUUUGAAUAGCUCUGUCAUCUUUGCUUACCUAAAUAUUGGUUUGAUACUGCUGUUGCAUCUGGAUCAAUACCAUGAAGCUAUUCGACAGUUUACUAAUGCAAUUAAAAUUGAUCCUCUCAAUGUUCGAGCCUAUUUAUGUAGAGCACAAGCAUAUCAUAAGAUUCAUAAUUUAUCAAAUGCUGUGAAAGAUAUGAAUCGAGCCAUUCAUCUUUAUCCAAAUAAGUCACAACUGAGGAUAUUAAGGGGACAGUAUUUAAUGGAGUUGAAGAAAUAUGAGCUGGCAAGUUUGUGUAUUCACCAACUUGCAGAAAUAGAUGAAGAAUCCUUUAAGUCUCAGCCCGUUCAGCAAGCACUCAUUCAGUCAUUUUGUCAAAAUCACAAUAAAGCCAUAGAGAGCUUAUGCAGAGCUACAGCAACUCAGCCUGAGCCUUCAAUGUUUGUUCUUCUAGGAAAAAUACAAAUGAAAGCUGAGAAAACAAAGGAUGCUGUGGAAAGUUUUAAACAAGCUAUAGAGCUUCAGAUGACCUCAGCAAAAAUCCUACAUAAUGCAUUUGAGGCUGCUGAAAUGUAUUAUCUUAUGGGCCUGUGUUAUAUGGAGCAAACAAAUUUAUUACAGGCCCAUGAUGCUUUUAAUACGGCUAUCAGACUACAUUCAAGUUACCCUGAUGCUUUUUAUCAGCGAGGGCUAUGUAGAAUGCAGCUCGGACGAGCUAAGUUCAUCCAAGAUUUCAAUCGAACACUUGCCCUUUGUCCAUCACACUUCCAGGCAUACAUGAGUCGUGCUGCUUACUAUGGAAGUAAAGGCAGAUACUCUAAGGCAAUUAUGAAUUGUAAUGAGGCAAUCAAAAUUCUUCCUAACAGUGCGAGAGCUUAUUUUUACCGAGGAACUUUGAAAUAUCAGAAUAAGACAUUUAAAGCUGCUAUUGAAGAUCUCUCCAAAACUAUUGACCUCAACAAAACCUGCAUUUUGGCAUACUAUAACAGAGCAAUCUGUUAUCAUCAAAUAAAGAACUUCAGAAAGGCUUUGAAAGACUAUGGAAUUCUUGUUCUGCAUGAAUUGAGUAAGGAAAUAAUUGUUAAAGUGUUAAUUAAUCGUGGACUACUCUACAUGGAAGUUGGUGAUUAUGCUAAUGCAUGUGAGGACUUUAAAGAAGCAGCAUUGCUUAGUCCAGACGAUAGCAAGAUCUUUCAAGCUAUUGGAAUCUGUUAUCAUAGACUUAAUGAAUUUGAAGAAGCUGUGAGAUCAUUUAACCAGGUUCUCAAACUAGAACCCAUUUCUGUGGAUACCUAUAUUGGACGAGGAAAUUCUUACAUGGAAAAUGGACACGAGGCUGGUCUUAAACUAGCGCAGAAAGAUUUCCUGAAAGCAAUUCACUUGAAUCCAAUAUGUGCGAAAGCCAGAAUUUGCUUAGGAUACAACUUGCAGGCCCAUGGAAAGCUUCAGAGAGCUUGGAACCAGUUUACAGUUGCCAUUGUUAUUGAUCCAAAGUGCUAUGCUGCAUAUGAUGGACGAGCUUCAGUCUGUCUUCAGAUGGGUGAAAAUUUUGCUGCGUUUCAGGAUAUAAAUGCUGCAUUAAAGCUCACUACCACUGCUCCACUUCUAACAAAUCGGGGUGUCAUCAAUCAGUUAAUGGGGUAUCUAUCCUGUGCCAUGAAGGACUACCAACAAGCAAUUUCUGUUGACCCCAACUAUGCAUUAGCUUACUUCAGUGCAGCAAAUAUUUACUUCCAUAAUCAUCAAUUUUCACAGGCCUAUUGCUAUUAUUCCAAGGUAUUAAAGCUUGAGCCAAGAAAUGAAUCUGCUAUUAUGAAUCGUGCUAUUACAAAUACAAUAUUAAAAAAUUUUGAAGAAGCAAGAGAAGACUUUGAGAAGGCAGUUUGCCUCAGUCCAUUCUCUGCAGCAGUGUAUUUUAACAGGGCAAAUUUCUAUAAUGGAUUAAAGCAAUAUGAACAAGCUGAGAAAGACAUUUCAACAGCAUUGGCAAUUCAGCCUAACAACGCCUUGAUGUAUAGACUUAGAGCUGAUAUUCGUGCUAAAUUGGGUUUCAGUAAAGAAGCUGUAGAAGACUACAAACAAGCAAUCAGCAUACAAGAACAGAUUGCGUAUGAAAAUACCUCAGUUCUAUUUACAGAUUUCUCAGACUUCUAAUUAAAAAAGUCCAACAUGCAAAGAAAUAUAUCUUUAUUUUUAUAUAUUUUACACACGUUUUAUUUUCCUAAAUAAUAUAAUUACCUUGAUUCAAUCCCAAAUUAGCUGGAUUUACGAGAAUAGAAUGCCGCAUUUAAUUUUUAUGAGUUAUAGAUUGUUCUUUAUUUGUUAAAGAGAGAACUGUGUUGUACAGUAAAUGAAGAACAGAGAAGUAGUAGUUAUAAGCAAGAGGCUUCAAUCAUAUUGGUGACAGAAUGAGAAGAGAUACAACUCCCUGGCCAGACGAUGACUGGAGCGUUUGGCUACCAAACCUUCUAAGAUGGCUGCCAAAUGCCUGUGACUGCUCACUAGACCUCACAUUCUACCUUAUCUCUUUCCAGUUCCCUGUCACUCACACUAGACAUUGUGCAAGGUACACGUUACAGAGCAUGAGAAGUACUCCAGGAACUGAAAUUUGAGAAGAUGAUUCAUUCUGAGAGUAAAAAAUUGAGGUCAUUUGCUUCCACUUAAAUAUGUUACACUGUCAGCUUGAAGAGGCAUGUAAAAAUGCAUAAGUAAUAGAUCAUAUUUUUUUUGUUCUAAAUUGUGAGAGUGAGCUUAAGAAUAGGCUCUCAUCUAAACAUGGAGAUUGAAGUGUGAAUCAGCGUGAACAAAAUUUAAAAACUGUCAGUCCCUACCCUACCCAGCUGCUAAACUAAACCCUCCAAGUCUGGUAUAACAUGAUGAAGACAGCAAAAGGAUGAAGCAAAAGAGAUGUCUUUGUCUCAGAAAAGAGAAAAAGAAGGAAUCUUAAGGUCUCAUUCAGAAUGCAAACAGUACUGUGGGUUCAGAUGGUGAGAAGAUUUUUAAAGGCACAAAUGGUUCUUUAAUGCCCAAUCCCAGAGAUAUGGAAAUUAUAAGUGUAUUUUUAGUUUAGAUUUAGAUAUAAAAUGCUGACAAUUUACUUCUUGGCAGGUAAGGAAGAGCAGAGGAAAAGGGGAGGGGGACCUUCACCAAACAAUAGACCUAACGCAUACUGGUAUAUGCCUGUAAUUGCCUAAUCCCCUGUAUGUGCAAUAAUUUGUAGAUAGAGAAUAAUCCAGAAUAGAUUCAAAGUAAAUAAUCUAAUUCAUAUUAAAGGAACAUUAAAGAAUAAUCAUAUAGGUUGGUUUAACUUUAUAACUGAAAUAAUUGUGUUUAUUUACUCUGAGUACUUAAAACAAUGAUAUACUCUAUUUCUGUAUGGUCCCUGUUCUUGCAAACCUAUAUGGUGAAUGUUUAGUCAAUGCGAUAGAGAGUGACUAGAAGUUUAGCUAUGUUCUGCUGUCUAAUUUUUUUUCAUUCGUAAUAUCAUAUUACAUUAUAAAAAAUCCUAUGCUUGUCACACUUAUGAUAUUUGGGCUGGAAAAAAAAUUACCAUUGAAAGGAAAUUCAGAGUAUCACAACUAAGAUAAGCUGAUGAAGAAAAGCAUUUGACUAUAUCCCUAAUCUCCUUGAUUGUCCUCUUAUCUAGCUGUUUAAUAUCUCGGAUGGUGACAGAUCUAGCAAAUGCAAUGGUUGUCUGGAAUAGAUGAAUCAUAGUCAAAAUGCAUAAAGGGUAGAAAAAGUUUACAAAACGUUGCUUUUAAUUUCUUUAUUCAUGAUUAGUAUCUCUGAUAUUUAAAAAAGAGAGUUUAUAGAUAAAAGCACUAAAUUAAAAUAUCUCUAGGUAAUGUAGGAUGUUUUUGC